Pipistrellus kuhlii (Kuhl's pipistrelle) is the source of this 4132-nucleotide messenger RNA. RefSeq names its product phosphorylase kinase regulatory subunit beta (gene PHKB). The record is from RefSeq and is a predicted model, not a curated record. NCBI's taxonomy places the organism in Eukaryota, Metazoa, Chordata, Mammalia, Chiroptera, Vespertilionidae. Gene Ontology annotation, cellular component: phosphorylase kinase complex. Gene Ontology annotation, biological process: glycogen metabolic process. Gene Ontology annotation, molecular function: calmodulin binding. Bases 201 to 3458 code for a protein of 1085 amino acids. The transcript is spliced from 32 exons.
CGGGGCCUGCCGGCGAGUUGACAGGCGGCGGCCGGGGGCGGCGGGCACGACGGCCUCCCCGGCGCGAUGGCGGGGGCGGCGGGGCUGAUGGCCGAAGUGAGCCGGACGGUCCUGGAGCAGAGGGCCCGGGCCAAGCGCUCAGCUGUGGACAUGGCUGUGGUUUAGCCUGUGACGCUUGUGGUCAGAGGCGACCAUUUGACAUGGCCAGCCCGCCUGACGCGGCCGCCUCGUCUCCCCGAGCCUUCUUAAGGUCUGGCUCCGUGUACGAACCUCUGAAGAGCAUCCACCUCCUGCAGCCCGACCAUGAGAGCCUGUGGGAGAAGCUGGACCGUUUCUACAGGAUCGUCAAGGCCACGGUGCUGCUGUACCAGAGCCCCACCACCGGCCUCUUCCCCACCAAGACCUGCAGCGGGGACCGGCACGCCAGGGUGCAGGAUAGCCUGUACUGCGCCGCGGCCGCCUGGGCCGUGGCCCUCGCGCACAGGCGCAUCGACGACGACAAGGGGCGGACCCACGAGCUGGAGCACUCGGCCGUGAAGUGCAUGCGAGGGAUCCUGUACUGCUACAUGCGGCAGGCCGAUAAGGUCCAGCAGUUCAAGCAGGACCCGCGCCCGGCCACCUGCCUGCACUCCGUGUUCGACGUGCGCACCGGGGACGAGGUCCUGUCCUACGGGGAGUACGGGCACCUGCAGAUCAACGCCGUGUCCCUCUACCUGCUCUACCUGGUGGAGAUGAUUUCCUCGGGGCUGCAGAUCAUCUACAACACCGACGAGGUCUCUUUCAUCCAGAACCUGGUGUUCUGUGUAGAGAGAGUCUACCGGGUGCCUGACUUCGGGGUCUGGGAGAGAGGCAGCAAGUACAACAACGGCAGCACGGAGCUGCAUUCGAGCUCGGUGGGCCUAGCAAAAGCGGCUCUGGAAGCAAUUAAUGGCUUCAACCUCUUCGGCAACCAGGGCUGCUCGUGGUCGGUCAUCUUCGUGGAUCUCGAUGCUCAUAACCGCAACCGGCAGACCCUGUGCUCCCUGCUGCCCCGGGAGUCGAGAUCUCACAACACGGACGCCGCCCUGCUCCCCUGCAUCAGCUACCCUGCCUUCGCGCUGGAUGACGAGGCUCUGUUCGGCCAGACCCUCGACAAGGUGGUCCGGAAGCUGAAGGGGAAAUACGGCUUCAAGCGUUUCCUGCGAGACGGGUACCGGACAGCCCUGGAGGACCCUCACCGGCGCUACUACAAGCCGGCCGAGAUUAAGCUGUUCGAUGGCAUCGAGUGUGAAUUCCCCCUGUUCUUCCUGUACAUGAUCAUCGACGGGGUGUUCCGCGGCCACGCCGCGCAGGUGAAGGAGUACCAGGACCUGCUGGCGCCCGUGCUGCACCGGACGGCCGAAGGCUACCCCGUGGUCCCCAAGUACUACUACGUGCCGGCCGACUUCGUGGAGCUGGAGAAGCGGAGCCCCGGCAGCCAGAAGCGGUUUCCCAGCAACUGCGGCCGGGACGGGAAGCUGUUCCUCUGGGGCCAGGCCCUGUACAUCAUCGCCAAGCUGCUGACGGAUGAGCUGAUCAGUCCUCAGGACAUCGAUCCCAUCCAGCGCUACGUCCCGAUCCAGAGCCAGCGGAACGUGAGCAUGAGGUUUUCCAACCAGGGCCCCCUGGAGAACGACCUGGUGGUCCACGUGGCGCUCAUCGCGGAGAGCCAGCGUCUCCAGGUUUUCCUCAACACGUACGGGAUCCAGACGCAGACGCCCCAGCAGGUGGAGCCCAUUCAGAUCUGGGCGCAGCAGGAGCUGGUGAAGGCCUACUUCCACCUGGGCGUCAACAACAAGCUGGGGCUCUCCGGCCGGCCGGCCCGGCCCAUCGGCUGUCUCGGCACGUCCAAGAUUUACCGCAUCCUGGGCAAGACGGUGGUGUGCUACCCCAUCAUCUUCGACCUGAGCGACUUCUACCUGUCCCAGGACGUGCUGCUGCUCAUCGACGACAUAAAGAACGCGCUGCAGUUCAUCCGGCAGUACUGGAAGAUGCACGGGCGGCCCCUGUUCCUGGUGCUCGUCCGGGAAGACAACAUCAGGGGCAGCCGGUUCAGCCCGGUCCUGGACAUGCUGGCGUCCUUUAAGAAGGGCGAGGUCGGCGGGGUGAAGGUGCACGUGGACCGCCUGCAGACGCUGAUCUCGGGAGCCGUGGUGGAGCAGCUGGACUUCCUGCGCAUCAGCGACACCGAGGAGCCUCCGGAGUUUAAGAGUUUCGAGGAACUGGAGCUCCCCAAGCACUCCAAGGUCAAACGGCAGAGCAGCGCCUCCCAGGCCACGGAGCUGGAACUGCAGCCCGACGUCAGCCUCGCCGAGUGGCGGGCCAGGCCCACCCAGGACAUCCUGCAGAAGCUGGAGGACUGCAGCGGCCUGGCCAGCCAGGUCAUCCUGCUGGGCAUCCUGCUCAAGAGGGAGGGCCCCACCUUCAUCACCAAGGAAGGCACCGUGUCCGAUCACAUCGAGAGAGUCUACAGGAAAGCCGGCAGCAAGAAGCUCUGGUUGGUGGUGCGCCACGCAGCGAGCCUUUUAAGUAAAGUAGUGGACAGCCUGGCCCCGUCCAUUACUAAUGUGUUAGUGCAUGGCAAGCAGGUCACGCUGGGCGCCUUCGGGCACGAGGAGGAGGUGAUCUCCAACCCGCUGUCCCCGAGCGUGAUCCAGGACAUGAUCUACAAGUGCAACACGCACGACGAGCGGGAGGCGGUCAUCCAGCAGGAGCUGGUCAUCCACGUGGGCUGGGCCAUCGCCAACAGCCCCGAGCUGUUCAGCGGCAUGCUCAAGAUCCGCGUUGGGUGGAUCAUCCACGCCAUGCAGUACGAGCUGCAGCUCCGGGCGGGCGGCCAGGCCGCCGAGGACCUGUACCAGCUGUCGCCCAGCGCCGUCAAGCAGCUCCUCAUGGACAUCCUCCAGCCGCAGCAGAACGGACGGUCUUGGCUGAACCGGCGCCAGAUCAACGGGUGUCUGAACAGAACGCCCGCCGGGUUCUACGACCGCGUGUGGCAGAUCCUGGAGCGCACGCCCAACGGCCUGGUGGUCGCGGGGAAGCACCUGCCGCAGCAACCCACGCUGUCGGACAUGACCAUGUACGAGAUGAACUUCUCGCUGCUCGUGGAAGACAUGCUGGGCAACAUCGACCAGCCCAAGUACCGGCAGAUCAUCGUGGAGCUGCUGAUGGUCGUGUCCGUGGUCCUGGAAAGGAACCCCGAGCUCGAGUUCCAGGACAAAGUCGACCUGGACAGACUGGUGAGGGAAGCGUUUCAGGAGUUCCAGAAGGACGAGAGUCAGCUCAAGGGCGUUGGAAAUCAAGACGACAUGACCGCCUUUUACGACACGCCCCCGCUGGGCCGGCGCGGCACCUGCAGCUACCUGACCAAGGUGGUGAUGAACCUGCUGCUGGCCGGCGAGGUCAAGCCGGGCGGCGACGACCCGUGCCUGGUCAGCUAGCGAGGAGGCCGGGGCCCGGGCCGCGCGUUCGGGGAGCGGGACGCUGAGUCCAGGCGGGUGCGCUGACUCCGCCGGGCGGUGCGGCCCGCCUCCCACGGCGACCGGGCCUCUGGCUGCCCCCGCCACGCGCGUGGUGGGACACGCUGCCGGGCACGCGGGAAACGUCCUGUGGUCACGCCAGCUCGUCGUCCUCUUGACUGCACGGUCGGAAUAGCCGACCAUGGCAGGCUCGCCUCUGCAUGCCCCGCGGUCAGCAGCUCAUCAGGAGCAACACGCUUCCCCACUUGCGGCCACUGCAGUGCGUGUGCCACGCGGCGCUGGACGGAGGCUGCGGAUCCACACGCACCGCCGCCCGCGGCCCGCUGACGUGUGAUGCCAGGAGCCGCGGUAUCGGUAACACGAUAGCAUCCAGAGCUGCGCCACAGUUUCACCUGGGAAACGUGACGAUGGUUUUGCAUGUGUCCCAGCGGUAGCGGUUGGACUAAAAUGCAGUGAUAAAUCUGAUCCAACGUGUGUAAUACUUGAAUGUUUGUAUUGCAAACACCGAUCAUGCCCGAUGAAACGUUUUCUUUGAGCUUUUCCUAGAGAGAGGGCGUCUGUGAGAUUAUUGAGAAGAGUGGGUGGCUAACCUAGUUUGUAUUAGUAAAAAUGAAAUUAAAUAUGACUGCAUUUUA